CCAUAAUUAAUAACCUGGCAUCUUUAGGAGAGGUGAGAUACACAGCCGACUUGUAGCUCGCUUUGCGGUUACAGACAAUCUCAAAGUUCCCUAGUGACCCAGUGGGAUGAAGAUGUCACCGAGAGAGCCAUUGAGCUUGCCAAAAGGUUGCCGUGACAUGCAAGUUAAAUCCUGUGCAAGAGAGACUGCAUUACACUGAGGAGCGGGAACACUUAACUCACAAAACCGUUUGCUGUACUACGGAAGGACAUAUAGAAGAACAACACGCUUCACCAUGCGCUUUUUUACUUCUUCUCGUGGUCUGAUUGGCCAAUUUGGAAAGAGAGCGUUGGCGUUGUGACCCGCCUCUUUCUUUCCUCUUAGGGAGGAGCUGCCCACAGGAAGUGCCCAGUUAGCUCCGCCCUCCAGGCUGUAAGGUUGUCGGGCGCCGGUUUUACCGCUGCGCCAUCAUCGCCAUCGUCGCCGUCGUCGCCGCCGAGGCGGUUGGGUGCUGUCCGUGGCAUCGUUGCUAUAUAGAUCAUAGGAAUUUCAAAGCAGCAAGAGAAUGUAAAGCUUACCCCAGUACACCUCCUCGUGACACCACUGGGACUUAGAAAAGAAAAUGUGCUAGAUGAAGUGCACUAUGAGAGGAGACUAAAGGAGUGGAAACCAGACUUUGCAGUUGAGGAAUAAAACUAAGGGACAGCAUGGCAAAUAAAAUCCCAUAUAAGGUAGUCCUGAGAAGUAAAAGUCAGUAUCCAGUCCUCUAGUGCUGAGCUGAGGAGUCUGAAUCUUGAACUUCCUGAGAAGAGUGUCUGGGCUUCAACGUUCUUACCAGGCAACAUUUGCCAUUUGAGGACAUGAACUCGCAAGUUGUCCACUCUGUUACUUUUCCCUCCUGACAUAACCGCCCAGUACUGUGAUCCGCCUUUUUAUUUGUUCAGGUCUCUUUGCAAGGAAGUAGACCAGCAGCUGCAAUCAGCUGCAGUCCUAUCACACCUCCAUGAUGUUUUCCUUGACCAGAAAUGCACUAAGAAGGUUCAAGAUUCGAAGCAUUCAACAAAUUAGACAAAGCCAUGAAAAACACUCACCAGAUUUUCAUGACAAAUAUGGUAAUAUUGUGCUGGCCAGUGGAAGCGCUUUCUGUGUUGUUGCAUGGGUGUUUACAGCCACACAGAUUGGAAUAGAAUGGAACCUGUCUCCUGUUGGCAGAGUCACCCCAGAAGAGUGGAAUGAUAAAUAAUCAUCCAAGUUGCUGUAAUACAAAAUUGUUCCCAAGUCGACUUGUUGUUUAAGCACUCUGCUUCUCAUUAAAAUAUAGCAUAAUUAAAGAAAUAAAAUACAUUUGAAACCUUUAAAAA
This is a messenger RNA of Panthera uncia (snow leopard), 1340 nucleotides long. RefSeq names its product cytochrome c oxidase subunit 7B2, mitochondrial. Gene Ontology annotation, biological process: mitochondrial electron transport, cytochrome c to oxygen. The record is from RefSeq and is a predicted model, not a curated record. Bases 983 to 1222 code for a protein of 79 amino acids. The transcript is spliced from 6 exons. NCBI's taxonomy places the organism in Eukaryota, Metazoa, Chordata, Mammalia, Carnivora, Felidae.